AUGAGUAAGUUAUUAGAUGAUUUGGUUUUACCUGUAAUCAGCGUACUCGCUUCAAUACUAGGUGUGGAUCAAGUUCAAGUUGUAAUAAAUGUACCAAGUGCUCUAUGCAUUGUUUCUGCAAAGGCUCUACCUGCAUCCAAAAUACUCGGUUCAAUACUAGAU
Messenger RNA from Dentiscutata erythropus, 162 nucleotides. Lineage: Eukaryota; Fungi; Glomeromycota; Glomeromycetes; Diversisporales; Gigasporaceae. The record is from the annotation of a GenBank genome assembly.